Molecule: messenger RNA, 1419 nt
Organism: Castor canadensis (American beaver)
Lineage: Eukaryota; Metazoa; Chordata; Mammalia; Rodentia; Castoridae
Product: solute carrier family 2, facilitated glucose transporter member 11
Biological process (GO): dehydroascorbic acid transport
Cellular component (GO): plasma membrane
Molecular function (GO): D-glucose transmembrane transporter activity
Source: RefSeq, a predicted model, not a curated record
AUGAACGGAAGAGCAGAGGCAGCGGAGAACUGGGGCCGAGUUGGAUUCGGGAUCUCCAGGGUGGCAGAACGGGCUCAGGGGCGGGGCGUCACAGCAGCCAGGCUCCUCAUUGGCUCGGCUGAAUCGGCAACUCCCGAUUGGCUGCCAGGGCUACACCCCCUGUCAGUCACGUGGGCUGGCUCCAAGUCUCCGGAAGUCCUACCUCCUAGCCGGAAGAAGUCCCUCCUGGUGAAUAACAUCUUUGUGGUGGCUGCGGCGAUCCUGUUUGGCUUUAGUCGCAAAGCAGGCUCCUUUGAGAUGAUCAUGCUAGGAAGACUGCUCAUAGGAGUCAAUGCAGGUGUAAGCAUGAGCAUCCAGCCCACGUAUCUGGGGGAGAGCCCCAAGGAGCUCCGGGGAGCAGUGGCUGUCACCUCAGCCGUCUUCACAGCCCUGGGGAUUGUGAUGGGGCAGGUGGUUGGACUCAGGGAGCUCCUGGGUGACCCACAGGCCUGGCCCCUGCUGCUGGCCAGCUGCCUAGUACCUGGGGUGCUCCAGCUCACAUUCCUGCCCCUGGUUCCUGAGAGUCCUCGGUACCUCCUCAUUGACCGUGGAGACACCAGUGCCUGCCUGACAGCCCUGCAACGGUUGAGGGGCACAGCAGAUGUGGCAGGAGAGCUGGAGGAGAUGGAAAAGGAGCAUGCCACCUUCCAAGGCCAACGUGCACGGCGCCCGUGGGAGCUAUUCCAGGAUCCAGCCCUGCGGAGGCAGGUGAUAAGCCUCGUGGUGCUAAGCAGUGCCAUGGAACUCUGUGGGAAUGAUUCGGUUCUAUGCUACGCCUCCUCCGUGUUCCUGGAGGCAGGAAUGCCCUACGAGAAGGUCCAGUAUGCCAUCAUUGGGACUGGUUGCUGCGAGCUCCUCACUGCCUUUGUUAGUUGUGUGGUGAUCGAGAGGGUGGGAUGGCGGGUGCUGCUGAUGGGGGGAUACUGCCUGAUGAUCUGCUGGGGAGGCAUCUUCACAGUGUCUCUGUGUCUGCAGAGCUCCUUCCCCUGGAUGCCCUACCUGGCCAUGUCCUGCAUCUUUGCCUUCAUCCUCAGCUUUGGCAUCGGCCCUGCUGGAGUGACGGGAAUUCUGGCCAUGGAGCUGUUUGACCAGAUGGCCAGGCCUGCCGCCUACGUUGUCUGUGGUGCUCUCAUGUGGACCAUGCUCUUCCUGGUCGGGCUAGGGUUCCCCUUCAUCAUGGAGGGCUUGUCCCACUUCCUCUAUGUUCCUUUCCUCUGUGUCUGUGUCUGUGGGGCCAUCUACACUGGCUUGUACCUCCCUGAGACCAAAGGCAAGACCUUCCUAGAGAUCUCUGAGGAAUUGCAUAGACUCAACUUGCCCCAGCGGACUGGAGGCCCCAAGUGGAAUAACCUGGAGAUCAUCCAAUCCACAGAGGUCUAG